This is a messenger RNA of Diaporthe citri, 1692 nucleotides long. RefSeq lists its product as uncharacterized. The coding region runs from base 1 to 1692 and encodes 563 amino acids. The record is from RefSeq and is a predicted model, not a curated record. The transcript is spliced from 4 exons. NCBI's taxonomy places the organism in Eukaryota, Fungi, Ascomycota, Sordariomycetes, Diaporthales, Diaporthaceae.
AUGCUGACCAAAGACCAGCGCAUGCAGAGUUGGAACGUGCGGUUCAUGGUUGGUACGGAUGCUGUCGCCGGAAUUUAUCAGCGCAAUGACAUGCUACACAUUGCCGACGUCGCGCGGGAGAUUCACCUCUGUCUCGUCUUCAAUCGCCCCGAUGCCGAAUCGUGGCAGCCGGCGCUGCUCCUGCGCGACGCGGCUACUGGCCCCAACCAAGUACUGCUCGUCCUAGAUCAGCAAGACCAGACUCUAUUCCCAACCCCAAGAUCGAAGGACGCGCAACAGUACGACUUCGUCUUCCACCAGCACACCCAGUGUGCCGGGGAAAGCACACAUUCCCUCGGAGACUCGUGCAUUCGCCGCGCCGAUCUACCCAGACAACGUUACGACCCACGGUACCUCGACAUCGGCAAAAAGUUUACAGACCCUCGAAUCCCGACUGUCCCGCUGCGAAAGAUCGCUGGCACAAAGCGACGCAAUAGCUCCUCUGCAACUGCCUCGAUAUCGAAUACGACCAGUGCGUCGCCUGGGAGGGCGACUACCGCAGACGAUGAGGUACCGGCGUCUAUCAUCUCUUUCGAAGAAGCGCGUCCCCGUAUCAAUGCAUUCCGGUCAAACGUCCUCGCGAAUGGGUAUAUAUGUGCCUUUAGUGGGAUGGGUAAGUCUUGGCUACCCGGCGGCGUAGCCGGCCCAGGUGUCGAGGCCGCUCAUGUGGUUCCGCAUCUCCACUGGCAUACUUACCCUUUUGACGAUGAGAUGAGGGUGGCAGAUAUCAAUAAUCCCAUAGAAAUGAAGCAAGUGUGGCAGCGGACGUGGACAUUCUCGAACGGGUUGCCUAUGCUCAGCCACCUUCACAAGUGCUUUGACGAUCGAAUCAUCUCCAUUCACCCCGAAACACGGCGCAUACGAGCCUUCGCCGACUACGAUAUUCUGACCCAGUAUCACGGCCAGCUGGCACAUCUACCGGCAAAUAUCGACUCGAAGGCCUUGCGGCAUCACUGGGACAUGUGUUGCCUGGAAAAUAUGCGGUCGUGUUGGCUAGUUCAGGAACCUGACCCGAAGACGCUGGUCUUGACACCUGUGCCACGCAUACCUCUCGGCGGCAGCAUCGACAGCGGACAGAACCUACAGCAAACAACCCCGCAAGCGCCAGCUCCAUUCUCAAACCCGCAGCGCCCGCCCCGGCCAGCAAGCCCUGAGGAGCGGAACCUACAGUCCGAUCUGCAGACCCUGAGCCCGAUCUGCGACCUAGAACCAGAAUCUUAUCACCCUACAUACAAGACAGAAAAUGCUCGCGAACACCCGCCUUCCCCCCCGUCUAGUGAACCAGGCCCGGAAAAGUGUGCAUUGUGGUGGCUGGGGAACGAGGUGAUCGACAACGCGGCCGACGCAGAGGCUCUGAUGCGGAAGGGCUGGCUUCUCGAGCUAAUGAGUGAAGAGGACGUGUCGUCAAAGAUAGUACGGCGUGCACUCAGCCGAAGGCGUAGGCAGCGUGCGGGGGAACAGCAGCUGUGGUGGUGUGGGACCGAGGUCAUCAACAACGGGGCCCAGGCCGAGGCGCUGACAAAACAGGGAUGGCUUCUUCAGCCUAUCGAUUUGAGCGACGACGAGGAAGAAAGUAGUGACGAGGGGGAGCAGAGUGGGAAUGACGACCCCGACGCACAAUCUAAGGCACUGGUGGAAUGGCUUAUUGUUUAG